UCCUCUCUCAUCAACGCCAUCUUUUUCUUCUUCUUCGUCUUCUUCGUCUUCUCUAACACUUGUUUAAUUUUUCCACAGUCACUAAAUGGCUGAGAAUUCUCCAAUCCCAACAUAUAUUGUGGUGAUAUUCAUCAUAAGCCCUUUAAUUUCCACCAUAGGCAAUUCAAAGCCAUGCAGUGUUCCUCUAUCACAUUACAAUAAGUUCCCCGCCCUUGAUAUCGCUGGAAAGCUUCUUGCAGACCCAGAAUCCUUAACAUCAGCAUCCACUGAUUUUGGUCACAUAGUCAAAGAAAACCCCAUAGCCGUUCUUUAUCCAUCAUCCACGCAAGAUAUCCUUUCACUAAUAAAAGAGGCUUAUAACUCUUCUGUUCCUUUUGGUAUCGCGGCUAGAGGCAACGGGCAUUCUACCCGUGGGCAGGCGAUGGCUCAUGUUGGGGUGGUGGUGGAAAUGUCAGCUUUGAAAAAUCAUCAAAAUGGCAGUCGAGUUGCCAUUUCUGGGGACAAUUUUUCUGGUUUUUAUGCAGAUGUUGGCGGUGAACAACUUUGGAUUGAUGUAUUAAAAGCCACCCUCGAACAUGGACUUACACCGGUUUCCUUCACCGACUAUCUCUACCUCACAGUCGGUGGGACACUCUCGAACGCCGGAAUCAGCGGCCAAGCCUUCCGAUAUGGUCCGCAGAUCGCCAAUGUGUACGAAAUGGAUGUUGUUACAGGAAAAGGAGAGUUAAUGACUUGCUCGGCGAACAAAAACUCCGAUCUUUUUUAUGGGGUUCUCGGAGGUUUGGGCCAGUUUGGGAUUAUAACCAGAGCAAGAAUCGCCCUAGAAACAGCGCCGAAAAGGGUUAAGUGGGUGAGAAUGCUUUACAGUAAUUUCUCUACUUUUACCAAAGACCAAGAAUAUUUGAUCUCAUUCAACGGAAGGAGACAAACCGAAGCACUGAAUUAUUUGGAAGGUUUACUUCUAAAUCACCGGGGUUCACCAAAUAACUGGAGAUCCUCUUUUUUCCCAUCCUCUGAUCACUCAAGAAUAAUCUCCAAAGUAACCAAGCAUGGUAUAAUUUACUGUCUUGAAGUGGCCAAAUAUUAUGAUGAUCACACUAAAAAUACAGUGGACAAGGAAUUGCAACAGUUGAUCAAAGAUUUAAGCUAUCUUCCAGGACUUAGGUUUGAGAAAGAUGUCUCCUACAUAGAAUUUCUGAAUAGAGUUCGAAGUGGGGAGCUAAAACUUCAGUCACAAGGACUGUGGGAUGUUCCUCAUCCAUGGCUCAAUCUCUUUGUGCCAAAAUCUCGUAUUGCUGAUUUCAACAAUGGUGUUUUCAAGAAAAUUGUACUUGAACGAAAUAUCACCACAGGGCCUGUCCUAAUUUAUCCUAUGAACAGAAACAAAUGGGAUGAUAGGAUGUCUACAGUUAUACCAGAGGAAGAUGUUUUCUACACAGUAGGGUUUUUGCAUUCAAGUGGGUUUGAUAACUGGGAAGACUUUGAUGAACAAAACAAUGAGAUAUUUAAGUUUUGUAAUGAUGCUGGUAUUAAAAUUAAGCAGUAUCUUGCCCAUCACACAACCAAGGCAGGCUGGAUAAACCAUUUUGGCUCAAAGUGGAGAACUUUUAAAGAGAGGAAAGCUCAGUUUGAUCCGAAAAAGAUUCUAUCACCAGGACAGAGAAUUUUCAAUAAUAAUAUAUAAAGCGAUAGAUUCGAUCAGAUUAAAUUAGAUUACUUGUUAGGAUUAUAAAGAAUAAUUAGUUCUGAAUGUUCAGUUUUCGGAUUUGGGGGGCUUUGUAAGUUGUAGUCAGUAUUUGCUAUUUGUAAAAACGAGUUGAAUGAAGAAGUCUUUGGUUUUUCUCUUUCAA
Mangifera indica (mango) is the source of this 1850-nucleotide messenger RNA. Its product is annotated as cytokinin dehydrogenase 3-like. Gene Ontology annotation, molecular function: FAD binding; cytokinin dehydrogenase activity. NCBI's taxonomy places the organism in Eukaryota, Viridiplantae, Streptophyta, Magnoliopsida, Sapindales, Anacardiaceae. Bases 86 to 1684 code for a protein of 532 amino acids. The transcript has 5 exons. The record is from RefSeq and is a predicted model, not a curated record. Gene Ontology annotation, biological process: cytokinin metabolic process.